AUGAACUCUGGGUUGAACAACUAAAAUUCUUUGUUUCAGCAGCUGACUCCUGCUUAACUGGAGGAAUAUUAACAACAACUUAGGUAUGAUUCUAAACCCAUUUUCGCCUUAUCGUAUUACCCAAAUAGCUCUAUUCAAUCAUUUGGCAAUUCAUUACUUAUUUUAGAUCAUCGCAACUUUUCAGUGCCUUCCUGAAUAUAAAACCCUAUGUUUUUCCAGGCUUAAUCCAAUAAUUUCCAGACAAUGCCAAUAGAACCCCUUAACCAUAAGAUCUGUUUAAUAGCAAUUUUGGUAAGAUAUCAUCAAGUUCGCCCUCAACUAUCAUAUAAUGACCUUAUAGUUUUUAAAUUGCCAUAUUUAAUGUAGGUUUUGGAGGAGCGUUAAAUUCAUUUGAUUAUACAAAACUUUUACAGAAAAGCCUUUAGAUGACUAAUCUGACAUCCUUGAAUCCCUUCACGCCUAAUCAAUUGUUCUGCCAAGCUAGUCCAGGGAAUUAAAGGAAAACUAAUAAUUUUAAUAAUCCCAUUACUGUUGAGGAUGAUGAACCAUAGUAAGUUUAGAAAUGUCACAAUUAAAAAUGCAAUAAUAAAGGUGAUCGAAAAACGAAAUCAAGAAAAGGGGAAGCCCUUUAAUUUUGUGAGAAAUGCCUGAGAUUAUACACUCGUGGAAAUUAUUGUGAUUUUUGUGAAUAGGUAUUAAGAAUUAUUAUAGAAUUAUUUUUUAGAUAUAUUCAAAUGGCACCAAUGAUUAAGAUGAAUAGGAGUGGAUACAAUGCGAUGCUUGCUAAAAAUGGGUACAAAUUAGAAUUAUAUGAAAGAAUCAUUUAAAUUGCGAAGCUAAAUUUAGGAAUCAAAACAUCAAAGAAGAAACUGAAAAUUAAGUUUAUCAUUGUUUGAAUUGUUCGAAAACCAUUAAAAAGCAAUAACAACAACAAUAACAAUAAUAAUUAUAUCAAUAAUAGCAAUAACAAUAACAAUAACAAUAAAAAUAAACGAAUAGUCAAUAACCAAAGAAAUAAGAGAAAUCUAUAGAAGAAUACCAACCAAAAUAGAGACAAAAUAUUGAAUGCGAAGAUAAUAGAAUGCGAGAGAAAAACAUCAACUUUGUUGCCACCAAAGAUAACAAAAUUUAGUUUAGUAAUUUAAAUUAUUUAUGAAAAUUAUAAGCAUUCAGAUUGAAUCUUUAUGAGGAUGAAAUUAAACAAGACUUAGAUUCUCUUCGAAAUGCAGGAAAAAAAAUGGUCAAGAAACAGAAUGUUGUUGAUUCACCUAUCAUGAAGAUAAACCCUACUCCACAAUUGCAAUAAUAAUAAUAAUAAUAAUAAUAAUAAUAAUAAUAAUAAUAGUAGCAAGAAGAGAAAGUAUAAAGUAUUUCCUAAUUUAGAACCCUGAACAUCAAGUAAAUAGCAGACUUAGAACUAGACCUAAUAAUAAAAAUAAAGUUAAUUACAGAUAUUUGGGAGGUGAAUGA
Molecule: messenger RNA, 1470 nt
Organism: Paramecium octaurelia
Lineage: Eukaryota; Ciliophora; Oligohymenophorea; Peniculida; Parameciidae
Source: the annotation of a GenBank genome assembly